UAUAAAGUUUUGUGAUAGAAUUUUAUAAACAUUUUGUAUUUAAAUAGGGUAUAAUAACAAACCUCUAUGUAAGUCAUUUAUAAGAUUAUCAAUAAACCAAAAACUAGUUUGCUAUAAGAAGUGAGUGAAAGAAGUAAGAAUUAGUAUAAUAUAGUGAAAAAUGGCAUUAAUUAGAAGAGCAACCCAUGCUGGUAGUUGGUACGCAGGCUCUGGUUCGGAGCUGAAUAAGCAAUUAGAAGGUUGGUUGGGUGCGGCAGACUUAUCGCAUGGACCUGCCAGGGCAAUUAUUGCCCCACAUGCAGGUUACAGCUAUUGCGGGGCAUGUGCUGGCUUUGCAUACCGCCAGAUUAGUCCAGUUGUUGUGCGCAGGAUAUUUAUUCUGGGCCCUUCGCAUCACGUAAGAUUAUCAGGCUGUGCUCUUUCUUCCGCUUCGAUUUAUCAAACGCCGCUGUAUGAUCUACAUAUUGAUCAGCAAGUAUGCAGAGAACUCGAAGAGACUAGGCAUUUUGAAUGGAUGGAUUUAAACACAGAUGAAGAAGAACACAGCAUUGAAAUGCAAUUACCAUUUAUAGCAAAAGUUAUGGAAGGAUUCAAAGAUUCUUUUACUAUUAUUCCUAUACUGGUUGGAUCGUUAAGUCCAGAAAGGGAGGCACUUUAUGGAAGAUUAUUAACUCCGUACAUAGCUGAUCCACAAACAUUAUUUGUUACUUCCUCGGAUUUUUGUCAUUGGGGUCAACGUUUUCGUUAUACUUAUUACGAUAGAUCAUGUGGUCCUAUUCACAGAUCUAUUCAGAACCUUGACAAAAUGGGCAUGGACAUCAUAGAAACUUUAAAUCCCACAGUGUUUACUGAUUACCUUAAAAAAUAUGGUAAUACUAUAUGUGGCCGACAUCCUAUCAGUGUUCUAUUACAGGCAAUUCAUAAUUUAAAAGGGAAUACCAAUGGCCAAAGAAUGAACUUGAAAUUUCUUAAAUAUGCUCAAAGUAAUCAAUGCAAUAACAUGAAUGACAGUUCUGUUAGUUAUGCUAGUGCUUCCUUGGUUCUCGAGUGAUAAAUUAUACAUCCUCGAUAUCGUUAUUGUAAGUAAAAAAAUUUAUACAAGAAGAGAAAGUACUAAAAAAAAACGACAGUAAUGACCCAUUAAUCAUGAAACACACGAAUCAAGAUUUUCUCAAAUGUCUUUAUUAUGUGUACAAAAACUAAUACGAAAAUCGAGUAUCAAUUUACUCUCUUG
Messenger RNA from Colletes gigas, 1234 nucleotides. Its product is annotated as protein MEMO1. The record is from RefSeq and is a predicted model, not a curated record. NCBI's taxonomy places the organism in Eukaryota, Metazoa, Arthropoda, Insecta, Hymenoptera, Colletidae. Bases 161 to 1051 code for a protein of 296 amino acids. The transcript is spliced from 8 exons.